GCCUUCCCAUCACCAUAAUCGGGAUCGGUAUCUCUUGUAUAAUAGAACCCCUAAUCGUAUCUCUAGAUUUGACCAGCUCCGCUGUCGUUGCUUCCGCACCUCCGCCGCUAGCUCCGCCACCCACAAUUCCUAGGUUUUACAGAACUACUUUGAGUCAGUUAAUUUUAUGUUACCUCUUAAAUUUGGAACUUCUGAUCCAGUCCUUUGGUUUUUGAAUAAUUGUGAGGGACAAAAUUUCCAUAAGGGGACGAGUUGCGCAAUGAAGUCAUACAGGCUAGCUGAACUUACGCAAGCUGAGGUUCAGAAUGGUCAAUCCGGUUGUAGAUGAUAUUCGCAAUAGUGGUGAUGUGGCUGUAAGGGAGUAUGUAUUUAUUCAGCUGUUCCACCUGUGGACAUACAUCUCCUCCACCAUUUACUCUUUUAAGUGUCGGCCAGGAGUUCUCGGGUACACAGAAUGUUUCGAGUCUGCAAAAAAAAAAGAGGAUUGGAGAGUGAAUGUUCGGAUACAAGGGUGUGAUCUUGAGGAUGAGUAUCUAUGUGGAACCAUGGAAGCAAUUAAUGUUCCCGUGGCUGAUACACCAUGAAUUUGAUCAUAUUAGUGCUUGGGAGCUUGCAAAGCUAGAUUCCAAUGAGGCGAUGAGAGUAGCAGCCAAAGCCAAAGCUUCUUCCUCAGUUCUACGACCACUUAAUAAACCUGAUCUCAAGCGUAGCUAAACCACUCAAAGCAAUAUGAGUGUGAGGAGCAGUGCAAGCACUGAUACAGGGACAAAUAGAGAGCCGGAGCAGAUGCUAAUAUGGGAGCAAGUACUUUUGAUGAAAACUAAUUAAGCAAAAGAUGCAACUCAUUCGACUACAUCCAAGAAUUUUAGGUGAAGUAGUCUCUUGAUCAUGAUUCUUUGGCAUUAUGUAUGCUUAUAUAUGGAAUUGGGGUUGUAUUUGUUGUUUAGAGUGACUGAUUAUGAAUGAUGGUUUUAGUGUUUUAUGAAUGGGAAAAUUUGAU
Messenger RNA from Argentina anserina (silverweed cinquefoil), 1000 nucleotides. RefSeq lists its product as uncharacterized. The transcript has 6 exons. The record is from RefSeq and is a predicted model, not a curated record. Lineage: Eukaryota; Viridiplantae; Streptophyta; Magnoliopsida; Rosales; Rosaceae. Bases 306 to 584 code for a protein of 92 amino acids.